ACACAAUUUAUGGAAACAAAAAGUGCGUGUACAAUUUAAAGAUUUAAACCUAAAAUAAACAAUUUUAAGAUGGAUAAUGUGGCAGACCAUACAGUUGCACAAUUGCGUGCUUGGCUCCGACGUCUUGAAUUACCAUCGAGUGGUAAUAAAAGUGCUUUAGUGUUGCGGUUGACAGAGAUUCCUGCAAGUGAACGUGGCGAGUGUCCAAGUGGUGCAGAAGUUGACGAAAUUUUGCUCCCAAUAUUUGAAGAUCAACAGACUGUACCAGAUACGGACGACGUUGCUGCUGCGCAGAUGGAAAAUGGUAGCACCAUACAACAAGUCGAAGAGCAGCCAGUGAAAAUCAUAGCAGACGCAGGUCCGACAGAGGUUGAAUUACUGAAGCGAGAGACAAAUUUAUUGAAACGGGAAAAAGAUUUGCUGGAGAGGGAGAAUGCAAUGCUACAGCGAAUGAUGCUUGGUGGUGAUACGUUGAGCCACCCGCAAUUGAAUCAAGCAACAAUUUCACUUGACCUGAUAAAAAAUCUGAUACCCGAGUACGAAGGUGGCGUUAAUUUCAAUUUAUGGGCGGCACAGUUCAAAAGCGUCGUCAGUGCUUACACUAUAAAUGAAGGCGAGUCGCGCAUUAUAUUCCUUAACAAACUGAAAGGCAAAGCACAACAAUGGUUAUAUGGCAACCCCGAUUUCGCAACUCAACAAGUAGAUGAGCUCAUCAGUCAAAUGAAUCAAGUGUUUGGCUCAGGUGAAAACAGAGUGGUGCUGCGGCGAAAAUUUGAGACCAGGAAGUGGAAGUCGGGUGAGCGGUUUGUUGAAUAUUUCAACGAUAAGGUGUUAUUGGGAAACCAACUACAGCUGGGAGAAGAGGAGUUGGUCGAAUACAUAAUCGACGGUAUACCUGAUUAUCGGCUACGCAACCAAGCGUAUAUGCAGUGCUACACAACAAAGGCACAAUUACUCCAAGCAUUUUCUAAAAUUGAAACUGGGCAAAAACCGAUUGCGCCGGCUCAGUCACAAAUUCAAGAAAGAAGAUGUUACAACUGCAGCAGUCGCGGACACCUAGCAGCAGAAUGCCGUAAGCCAAAGCGAGAGAUGGGUACGUGUUAUGGGUGUGGCAGUCGAAAUCAUCAAAUAGCAACAUGUCCAGAGAAGAAAACUGUCCACGCAGUUAAUGAAUAUAAUGUCUGAUAGACUCGGGUAGCCCAAUCAGCUUCAUAAAAAAAUCGUGUGUUACAGAAGAUUUGAAAUUGGAGCUUUUAUCAAAUGUGAAUACCUUUUAUUUUGGUUUAAAUAAUACGAGAAUUGUAACUUAUGGAAAGUUUUUGUGUUGUAUUAGAAUAAAUAAUGAAUUAUUUGAAUUAAAUUUUGUAGUAGUUGAUGAUUGCACUAUGUAUUAUGAGGCUGUAUUGGGAAGAGAUUUUUUGAGAAUUUGUAAUUUUAAGCUAUUCCGAGCUGAAAAAAAACAAAAUUGUUGCGAUGUAGGUAUGACGAAAAGUCGGCACGACAUUAAAACCGAACUAAAGUAUAAAUGGAAAAAAGAUAGUUACGAUAACAAAGAUGUAUAUUUAAAGAAUAUAGAUGUAAACGACAAAGGCAGUGUGAAAGAAAACUGUAAAAUGGUAAUUAAAGAUUCAAGUCAAGUGACUAAAAAUUGCAAAGAAGAAAAUUUUGAAAAACAACUUUUAUUGUUGGCUAACGUUGUUAAUGAAGAAUUAAAUGUCAAAAUUGGCUCGAAUAUAAACUAUAACGAUAUCGAAAAAUUUAAUGAAAUUUUAAGUAAAUAUUAUAUAAAACCAAAG
Molecule: messenger RNA, 1796 nt
Organism: Bactrocera tryoni
Lineage: Eukaryota; Metazoa; Arthropoda; Insecta; Diptera; Tephritidae
Exons: 2
Coding region: 70-1185 (371 amino acids)
Molecular function (GO): nucleic acid binding; zinc ion binding
Source: RefSeq, a predicted model, not a curated record